Messenger RNA from Parus major (Great Tit), 3156 nucleotides. RefSeq names its product insulin like growth factor binding protein 4 (gene IGFBP4). NCBI's taxonomy places the organism in Eukaryota, Metazoa, Chordata, Aves, Passeriformes, Paridae. Gene Ontology annotation, cellular component: extracellular region. Gene Ontology annotation, biological process: regulation of insulin-like growth factor receptor signaling pathway. Bases 516 to 1271 code for a protein of 251 amino acids. Gene Ontology annotation, molecular function: insulin-like growth factor I binding; insulin-like growth factor II binding. The transcript is spliced from 4 exons. The record is from RefSeq and is a predicted model, not a curated record.
CUUUGAUUGGGGCUUCACUCUGGACUUUAACCAGACCCCCAGGAGCCGGGCCAGGAGCCCUGCACUGCAAGGGACCGUGGCAAGAGGUGCCAAUGGGAGAUCAGGAGCGGGAUGCCGUGGGGAUACAGUGGGCAGGAAACUGCGGCUCCGACCCCUCUGCCCGCCUGUGGGAAGUGCCUGUACCGGGCAUCACCCAGCAGCCCCUGUCCUGGCACUGUGAGCCCCUGGGUGUGCCCCCGACAAGUGACCACCCCCGCCUGGUUUGGGAAGGUUUUUCCCUGCUGCCAGCUGCAAUAUUGAUUUGUUUAAGCCCAACCCCAUGAAUUUCAGCCACUUCCCUGCACAGCCUAGGUGGACUGGGGGAAAAACACUUCUCAGGCUGUGCCUGACGCAGCUCUGAGCACAGGAGGAACCCUGGCUCCUGGGGUGUCCCCCUUCCACAGAGUCUUCACGGGCCCCAAACUAGAGGAACCGGCAACUUUUUAAAAACUAAAGUCACGCCGAGCCCUCGUCUCAUGACGCUCUGUCCAGCUGCCAACAUCUGGGGCGGCAGCUUGGCUGCGCUCCUGGAGCAGGCGGGGAUGCCAAGUGCCGCCUUUUGGGAUUGGCCCCUCGGGAGAUUAACUUUCUUAUUCCAGGAAUUUCUUCUUUCAUGUCUUGGCGGGGGCCGUGCCCCGCAGCAGAGCUCGGCUCCACUCCCGGCUGUGGCGCCCGGUGCUGCCCCGGGCGUGGCGGGGGCUCAGCACCGCCCCGGUGCCCCCACUGCCACUGCAGCUCCUCAGAGGCAGAUUUUGGAGGGCACUGGGGGUGUCCUGGGGCUGGUUGGCUGUGUGUCCCAGGGUCAGCUUCCAGAGAAGGAGGAGAUCGACCACCCCAACAACAGCUUCAGCCCCUGCAGCAUCCAUGACCGCAAGUGCCUGCAGAAGCAGCAGGCGAAGAGGGUCAACAACGGCAACAAGAUGCGCAGCAGUGGGAGCCCUCACCACCGCGAGGACACGCGGGUCAUGGCACAGGGCUCGUGCCAGAGUGAGCUGCACCGGGCGCUGGAGAGGCUGGCAGCCUCGCAGACCCGGACACAUGAGGACCUGUAUGUCAUCCCCAUCCCCAACUGCGACCGCAACGGCAACUUCCACCCCAAGCAGUGUCACCCGGCGCUGGAUGGGCAGCGGGGCAAGUGCUGGUGUGUGGACCGCAAGACGGGAGUGAAGCUGCCGGGCUUCCUGGAGCUGAAGGGGGACUUGGACUGUCACCAGCUGGCGGACAGCAUGUGAGCUUGACCGCGGCGGCCCCGCGCCGUGCAGGGCCAGGACCCCCGCCGGGGCUGCCUUGGAGAGAAGGAGAGGGGACGUGACUGCUGAGCAGCGCCCUGGUGCCGGGGGACCCCGGGAUGCGCCUCGGAUGGCAGCGUGCUCUGCGCCACGGGCUGCCCACGGCACCGCCACCUGCGCCAUGACCACUAUCGGCCACUGCCAGGGGUCCCGGCACCCGCCAGCGGCACCUCCAUCCCACACGGACACGGCUUGGAGCAUGCUGCUCUGGGGCUGGGGUCGGGCUGUCUGGGUGGAGUGGGUGGGAGGUACCCUUGAUGCUGCUGCUGCUGCCCCGUGGUACCCCUGGUUUUCAGCCCGGCCCCGCAGGCAACCUCGGACACCUGGCACCUCGGGGGGUGCAGUGGCAGCAUCGCAUUUGCAGCUCGGUACCCUCCAUGCCAGACCUCUGCAGCAGAAGUGCCUCAUCCUGCCCUCCCUGCUGGCGAGAGGCUGCCCAGGCAAGGACUGGGGGAUCUGGAGAGACCCCCCUCGCCUGCAUCCCACCCCGAGCGUGUGUGUGUGAAGGGCACUGUGGCCUCACAGAGCAAUAAGAAACCUUCCCCCUCCCUGCUGCAGCCUCCCAGCCCCACAGCCCGGGACCUCCUCCCCACAGCCCAGCCCCAUCCCACUCCCUGUGCAGGGACAAAGCCUCCCAUCCAUCCUGUCUCCCCCUCCUCCAUCCUGGGGUCAGGGGGUCGGGAUCCCCAGGGAAGCAGCAUUGAGGGGAGGGUGGAGGGGUGAGGGAUGCCCAGGAAACACAUCCCAGGGGGAAGAGCUUCUUUUGGUUUGAGAUUUUUCUUUCUUCCCUAAAUUUUUUAGUAUUUAAAAAAUGUUGUUGGUGGGAUCUGUGUGACUGUGUGAGGCCCCGAGGCUGGAAUUCUCCAUCCCCGGGGACCAGGGCAUGAUGAUGGCUGGUGAUGGCUUUGGUGAUGGCUCCUGUCUUCUCUUCUUGGCCAAUGUGACAAAACUGGGAUGGAUUCUGGAAUGUCUCCGUGAUGGGAUCUGCAGAUUUCACCAGCACAAAGUUCUCAGCUGAGAAAUUGUCACUGUUUUUGUACCUGGUUUUUCUUCAAGCUGGGAUGGAAAUUUUUCACAUAAAUAUGCCAUGGAAAGUGUGCCAAAGACAGAGGGGACUUCCCCAAUCCCCUCCUGCCCCACCCUCUGGCUCCAUGGCCCCAGUGGUAGGUUUUGGUUUUCCAUGUGGAUUUGUCCUGUCCAAGGCCCCCCGCAAUGGGAAUGAAGUGUUUCAGUUUUAGUGAAACACCCUCUGCUCUCCUGAUCCCCUGCCCUGCCAGAUCCCUGCCUUUCCUGGCUGCCCGUGGCCCUGCUCACACACAACAUCUAAACCGAGUCAAUUUGCCAGGACAGUCCUCGGUGGGGAGGGGGUUCCCUGCUGCUGCCACCCCCCAGAGCCAGCGCACCAAGGAAGGGGUUCCCAGGGCCAGUCCCCUGCAGCAGCCCCGGACACUGCGCAGUGGCAGUGCCAGCCCGGUGGCCUCGGCCACUCGGCCACUCCCCGUGGACACCAGGGCAGCUCCAGCAGGGCCUUUCCUGGUUUGGGGGCUCCUGGCAAUGCCGAUGCACCAGGGCACGUUCUGUGUCCCGCUCUGAGGGCUCCAGCGUUUCGUAGCGUCUCUCCUGUAGUUUAGGGCUGUAUUUACACACCACCAUGUACCAGUGUCCCCCACCCCCAGCGCAUCCCCUGGUGCCCAGGGGGUCCCUGUCCGUCCCUCCCGGGCCAAGCCCAUCCCAUCAGAUGCCUGUGUAGCACCGACCUUUUACAGUACACAUGAGCCUUUGUAUCCUCAAAAAAGGUAAUUACUGUAUUUAAUUUCCUGUUAUUUGA